Adineta steineri is the source of this 1086-nucleotide messenger RNA. NCBI's taxonomy places the organism in Eukaryota, Metazoa, Rotifera, Eurotatoria, Adinetida, Adinetidae. The record is from the annotation of a GenBank genome assembly.
AUGGGUAAUAAUAAUAGUUCAAUCAAUGUAACAUUGGAUCAAGCUCAACCAGCAAUUUAUAUAGCUGGUGAUGUUAUAUCAGGUCAAGUACAUUUUAAUAUAACUGAACGAACAAAAAAAACUGAUGAAAUAUAUUUAUCAUUAACUGGUGAUAUUGGUUACACAACAACACGUACCGUUCGAAUGCAAAAUGGACAAAUGGAAAGAAAAACAGAUUGUCAUAAUGUAAGAAUAUUAGGACAAAAAUUUUUAUUAGGUAAUCCAACAGUAGUUAAACAAACACAUCAUGAACUAUUUCAUCAUCAUGAUAAUCAUGAUGCAUCAACACUUGAACCUGGUCAAUAUACAUAUCCAUUUUCUAUUCGUUUACCUGAUGAUUUACCACCAACAUUACAUCCUGAAGAUUAUCCAUUUGUUCGUUAUCAAUUACAGGUUUUAUUGGAAAAAAAAUGGUAUCAUUCGAAUGAUCGUCAUCGUUAUCCAAUUCGUAUAUUUCCACGAGUUAAUCUUUACAAUAUAAGUAAUUCUCAAAGUGCAGUUAAAUUUGGUACAAAACGUAAAGAUGUUACUGUAAAAGGUGUUUUACAACAUGCUGGUCUUAUACCAGGUGAACAAACAAUUUUAACACUUGAUAUACAAAAUCCAAAUCGUGUAACAAUUAAACGUGUUGAUGCAUGUUUUAUCCAACGUUAUGAUAUUGAACAAUGUCGACGUCGUUUAGAACUUAUUCGUUUACCUGUUGCAGAAUUAUCUAAUAAUCAAGAUCAACAUAUUGAAGUAACAUGUCCAUUAGUAAUUCCAUUAGGUAUACCACCAUCAUUUAGUUAUCGAAGUAAUGGUAUACGAUCAAUUGUUCAUGUUGAUUUACAUUAUGAUUUAAAAUUAGAAAUAAAAGCUAAAGGACUUUUUACAGAUUUUGAUUUACAAGUUCCUGUUAUAAUUGGUACAACAGAAAAUUCAAAUCAUAAUACAAGAUCAACUACUGUGGAUACAAUGAAUAUGGUUGCCUUAGAUUUUACUGAUGAUGAUAUGCCUCCACCACCAUAUGAUUCAAUUCAUAAUAGAGAUACAUCUACACGAUCGUAG